AUGAAUGAAGAGUUAGAGCCAAUUCUACGUGAGGAAUGGGAACUUGCAAAUGGAAUAAAAGAUGUUGGUAGUCUUGGACAGGUUGGAAAGACUGGGCUGAUCGCCCAGCAGCUUUUGAGCACACAUUCCGGCAGGUUUACAAUUGCUGAGGCUGAGCGCCUUGUCCCACUGCUCUGCCUUGAGACAGUCAGCUUCCGCCGCCGCGUUCGCCCAUCGCCGCUAACAGCCUUCCUUGUGGUCGCCGCCUGUCUUGCCUUCCCUGGCAGGUGGGAGACUCUCUCCUCUGUGCUGGGCAGGUCAAAGACCUGGCUUAGCACAAUCUUUGUUGAUGUGACGACCUUUCUGGCCGCGGAGUUUGGAGACCUGCUGCGCUGGCAUUCGCAGCUUACGCCUGAGCUGUCAUACUGACAUUCGUUG
Molecule: messenger RNA, 417 nt
Organism: Pseudogymnoascus destructans
Lineage: Eukaryota; Fungi; Ascomycota; Leotiomycetes; Thelebolales; Thelebolaceae
Exons: 4
Coding region: 1-408 (135 amino acids)
Source: RefSeq, a predicted model, not a curated record